CCACAUAUUCAGUUUGUAUCGAUUCAUAUUUUGCACGAAUUAAGCCCAAUGUCUCAUUAAGAUGGCCUUCAACAAUUUGCUAAAGACGUCCACUUGUUUCGAGUGAAAUAUCGAGCUAGUUUUGUUCUCUUGCAUGGAGUUAGCGUGGACGCCUCCUCAGCCAUCGUCUUCUAUAUGUAACGUUAGAGGUUGCCUGAACAGAAUAUGUCAGUAAUAAAGAAUAUGUCACAACUUAUCGGCAACCAUAAUGACCUCGUAAAACACGACGUAUGACUGUCUGGACGGUGUUUUUCUAAUAUAUGCCUGAAUAUGUUGUUUCCUGAAGAACAAGCCAGAAGAUCAAACGGAGCAUCCUCUCUAACAAGAUCAAGUCAUUCUUCUCGUAACCUGCAUGCUGUUAAGUCCAUGCUAUGUUGGCGAAAACAGAGGAAAGGAAGCAACACAAAGGUGAAGGAAAGAAGAGGAGACACCCUGGUGAAGAUGGAGGAGGAGGAGAGAGGAAGAGGAGGGGAGGUGAAGAAGGAGACGGUGGCAGGAAGCGCCUGGACCCCCUGAGUGUGGGCUAUUUCCGCCGAGUUGGGGAAAGACUCAGCGAAGGCUUUGAAGAAAAGGAGGAGAGAGAGAUGUUUGUGGAGAAUGUCCUCACAGAGGUGAAAGGUAAAGCGGCGAUCGUGGCGAUGGACCAGACGGGAAGCAUCACCCUGCAGCGGCUGCUCCCGCUGUGCAGUCCUGGCCAGGUGGCGGAGGUGCUGGCUGAACUGGGCGAUCCAGCGGGGUCCGAGUUUAAGGCCGUCUCUUGCGACCGGUGCGGCGGCCACGUGGUGGAGAGUGCAGUCAGACAGAUAUCCAGGUGGACGGAAUCAUCACAAAAGGAGACAACAGCAGAAGAAGAAGACGAAAAGGAGAGCUGUGACUUGUUGGAGGCCCAGGUGUUGUCUUUGAGUCAGGUGGUGAGAGACAACAUCACAGAGUUCAUCAAACAUGUCCAUGGCUCACACGUGGUCCGCACACUUCUACAUGUGCUGGCAGGCUGUCUCGGACCACCCCGCACUGAGUCUCGUCCAGGUGCAAAGGACCGCAACAUUGCUCCUCAGCUGACAGACUUUGAGGUUCCCACGUCAUUUUGGUAUGAGCUGAAAAGCCUGACGGAGACCUUGAUGGACAACGUUAAUGUAAGUGUGACGGAUGCUGUUCCCAGUGCAGUGUUCCAGACCAUGUUGACUGUGUGCCACAGAAAUCGGCCUAAACUCUGCAAACAGCUCCUCAAACGCACCACGGAGUACCUGACAACUCGCAACGCCGCUCCAGGAGUGAGUCCCCUUCUAGUCUUUCUCAAGGACCCGGCCUCCAGUCGCCUCAUUGAGACGAUCAUACAGCUAUCCCACAAGUCGCUCCUCCGGGACCUCUACAAGAACCACCUCAAGGGUCAGCUGGUGGACUUAGCCCUCCAUUCCAUCGCCAACUUCCCCAUACAGAGGCUAACGGCAGCCUCGGCCAAAUACAAACUGUUCCUGGGGUUGUUUGAUGAGCUGAUCCAAGGUAUUGAGGCCAUCUUGGCCAAGGGUCACAUGGGUGUGAUUGUCCAACUGGCCGAGAGCUGUGCAGAAGGCGGAGAGAAACAGGACGAGUUGAUACAGUGCCUCCUCCGUGCGUUCCACUGUGCUGAGCCCGGCUCCCGACACGUCAGCUGCCUCCCUCUCUUCAUGUCCCUGCUCACCUACGAGGUGUAUUACCACUCUGACACAGCAGAGGGCAGCACACAGACGGAGGUACCGCUGUCCUCCAUCUGCUACCACGGAUCUCGGCUGGUCCAGGCGCUUUCCAAGUUCAAGGAGCGCUCACUCCUCCUUAGCAGCCUGCGCACUCUGACCCCUGCUGACCUUCUGACGCUGGCUUCUGACCCCUCGGGCAGCCACGUCCUCCAGGCCCUCAUCACCACAUCCAGCGACAAGGGGAGGGGCAAGAUCCUCAAGAGACUGGAGGGCCAGUAUGCUCCCAUGGCCUGCUCCAGGCUGGGUAGUCGGGUGCUGGAAGCCAUAUGGAACGGUGCUUCAGUCAGUCACAGGCAAAGCAUCGCACAGGAACUAGUGCUGAGUGAAAGCCAGCUGAGGUCACAUCAGUUUGCUCGCCAUGUGUGGGCCAAAUUUGCCCUCUCCCACUUCACCCACAGAAGAGCCCACUGGCAGGAAAUACAGAGCGGAGAGUCCAAAAAGAGGAAGCUCUUCAGUGACAUUAUUGCGUAAAAUAAAAUAUUUAUAUAAUGUGUUUUUGCUAUGUAAUUGGAUAAAGAAAGAAAUAAGAAAAAUAUGUCUUAUUUGUGUGCUAUUUAUUUACCUCCUCAAAAAGAGCACGGAUCCUCCUCAUUAGAAUAUCAUUAUUUCAUCACAUAAUUUUAGUUUUUCAAAUAAUCUCUGAUGUAAAUAAUUUUAACAGGUUAUGAGGAGCUGCUAAAGAUAAAUAGCAACUUAAUUGCACAACAUUAAUAUAGAAUAGCAUAUGUGCGAUUCAUCGGUUUCAUUUAGAUUUUGUCAACGUUAUGUAAAUGCUAUUGCACAAAAAAUGUAAAAAAUGUAAAAAAUAUUGCUGGAUUAUCAGAGUUGCACCAUGUUUUGGGAAUAUUGCCAUUUUCACACACUUUGCCAUAAAUGUUGUCGGAACACAAGCAAAACGGUGUACAACUAAUCUAAGUGAUUACAAGGUGUAAGCAGACGUCGUAUUUAUUCAUUACUGUCUCUUGAAAAUUGAGAGAAAGUGCAAAAUGUGUGGUUUUGGGGUCCCGGAAAGUCCCGUGAAGUACAUGCAUAUGGGCCGACAGAAAGUACUGAAGUAAAAGUUAUGUUACUUUACAUUUAAAUAUUCUCAAAAGUGCAAUUACACAAAAGAACAACUUCGUCCAGAAGUAAAUUUAAUUUGUUACUUCCACUCCUGGGUUUACAUAUUAUAUGGAUCAAAAUGUUUGAUGUAAUAUUAUUUCAAAAAGUUUCAGAUUUAAUUAUAGAAAAUAUGAUGAACUGAAAAUAUGUCUUUUGGCACAAAAGUAGCUGUGUCCACUACUAUGUGAUGUAAGGAGCAGCAUGGCCACUAGGGGGUGCUAGUGUAAUAUCUAUCCUCUGAGUUCUCCAGUAUUGCCCUGCUUUAAAUGAGUAGAGCAACACUAGCUCUAAUGUGUGAACCUAAAGUCACUUAAGAAAACACUGAAGAAGUUGAUGUUGCUGAAUAUUAAUAACAAAAGCAAAGCUGAGGCACUAUGCCUGUAAGGAUGCAUAUGUGAAAUUUGUAAUAGCGUUUUUUGUACAUGCAAAUACUAUACAUUUGGGGGGAAAUGUAUCGGUCUGAAGUAUAUCGGUCUUCUGUUCUCCUGGACGUUGUGCUUCCUCAUAAUUCCUUAACACAAACAAA
Messenger RNA from Anarrhichthys ocellatus (wolf-eel), 3399 nucleotides. RefSeq names its product NOP9 nucleolar protein (gene nop9). The transcript has 12 exons. Gene Ontology annotation, biological process: endonucleolytic cleavage to generate mature 5'-end of SSU-rRNA from (SSU-rRNA, 5.8S rRNA, LSU-rRNA); endonucleolytic cleavage in 5'-ETS of tricistronic rRNA transcript (SSU-rRNA, 5.8S rRNA, LSU-rRNA); ribosomal small subunit export from nucleus. Gene Ontology annotation, molecular function: RNA binding. The record is from RefSeq and is a predicted model, not a curated record. NCBI's taxonomy places the organism in Eukaryota, Metazoa, Chordata, Actinopteri, Perciformes, Anarhichadidae. Gene Ontology annotation, cellular component: 90S preribosome; nucleolus; preribosome, small subunit precursor. Bases 411 to 2243 code for a protein of 610 amino acids.